Messenger RNA from Lactuca virosa, 510 nucleotides. The record is from the annotation of a GenBank genome assembly. NCBI's taxonomy places the organism in Eukaryota, Viridiplantae, Streptophyta, Magnoliopsida, Asterales, Asteraceae.
AUGAGCCUUAAUUUAGAGUCACCGCUUAACACCAUUCACAAAAUUUAUAACUCAAGAAAUGAAAUCAUAAAUGGUGAACCAGAUUGGUAUGGGAUUCUACAGCUGCAGACUGCAACGCUUGAGGAAAUAUGUGCUAAUUAUUAUGAGAUACAUGCCAAAGUUGAGGAAGGCAGAAAUAAAUUGGUGGUUGGUGCUGAAGGAGCCCUUAAAAUUUUAACAGAAGCUUUGUGCAUGAUUACACAAACAUUUUGGACCAAGUGUUCCAAUUGCCACUUUCGGUUCUAUUAUUCCAAUGCUAGAAUCAAUAAAGAACUUGUGUGCAUGAAGUGUGGCAAUAUUUUUGUUGCUGUGCCACUCUCUCGUGAUAAUUAUCCUACUCAUUUUGCUGUGUGUCUAGAUACCGUGGUUCUUGCAUUAAGUGCCAAUUCAUCUAACCCUGAAUCUAAAGGUAAGGCCUCUAAUGACCGGGUCAAAGAUCAAGACGAUGCUGAUGCACAAAGCAAAGACUGA